AUGUGUCCACUUGGUGAGCCGAUCAACAACGACCCAAAUCGAGUUACGUCUUCCAGUAGGUCCGUAAUAAAGUCCAUUGAAAUGGAUCGCCACCGCUCAUCCGGAAUUUGUAAUGGUUCCAAGAGUCCAGGUGUCUUCGUCUACCGCGGUUUGUUACGCCGACAGUCCUCACAGUGUGCAAUGUAUUUCUUGAUCGUACGUGCGGUCGGAACCGGGAUGCCCACCGUAGUUGAUAUCGGGCGCUUCAGCGAUGAUACGGUGCUUGAGUGCCACGAUGUUUGGGACCACGAUACGAGGUUGCUCGUUUGUUUGUACUGCUUCUCCGAUGCCCCUCACACUACUGACGCAGUUCCACGCCUUUUGAUCGCGCGCGGAAUGUCCCCGAUAACCUUGUCCUUUGUGCAUCCAGCGAUUAUCGCCUUGAUCAGAUCGACGUUAGGCUUGAUCUCCAUAUCACGUAGCUGGUAG
Molecule: messenger RNA, 468 nt
Organism: Phytophthora sojae
Lineage: Eukaryota; Oomycota; Peronosporomycetes; Peronosporales; Peronosporaceae
Exons: 3
Coding region: 1-468 (155 amino acids)
Source: RefSeq, a predicted model, not a curated record